AUGAGGCUUUAUGUCAAAUUUUUAUUUUUUGUGUUUCUAUAUUCAAUAUCGUAUGAUAAAUGGUUUCCUGUGAAAUCCGCUGAUUUAUCAGCCAGUUCUAGUCCAGGUUCUGGAGCUGGUACAAAUGAAGGCCAACAAGCUAGCGGUACACCCACAUCUGGUGGUACAACUACCGGAGCAGGUGCUGGUUCAGGUACUAAAACUGGCGUUGAACUUAGCCUUAAGGCUACAGCUGAAACUAACGAAUUCAACUAUAAAAAAGAUAACAAGAUAGUGACUUAUACCGCCAAAGAUACCUACGGUUUUAAAUCGGUAAAAACAGGUGAUACUGUUGUCUGGAGCACUACUAAUGUUAGUGAGUAUGCCAGUAAAGUAGUUCUGAAUGGGAAGGGUAAUAAGAAAAAAGAGGUUACAAUUCACCUGCCUAAUAAUACCAAAAAAGUGUUCAAGAGAGAAUCUAAGGGUAAGCCGUGGAUUGAAGGUAGUCAUCUUGCUAAGGAUCCUUCUAAAACAGCUAGUAAACCUAGAAAAAAUGUUACUCAAGAGGACGUUAAUUGGGCAUUAAAAAAAUGUACCCAAGUUAAGUACGAAAAAAAAGAGGUGUGGACUUAUAAAGACGGUGAGUAUCCAGAAAGGAUACGGUAUCUUGAAAGUGAUAAAAAAAUUCAUAUUCAUUUCCAUUUCUAA
Messenger RNA from Theileria orientalis strain Shintoku, 687 nucleotides. RefSeq lists its product as hypothetical. Lineage: Eukaryota; Apicomplexa; Aconoidasida; Piroplasmida; Theileriidae. Bases 1 to 687 code for a protein of 228 amino acids. The record is from RefSeq and is a predicted model, not a curated record. The transcript has 2 exons.